AUGCUUCAGUCCCUUGCCGCGGUGGUUUUCUCCUCGGUGGAGCUGCCAUAUGAAGACCUCUUGCGCCAGCAGCUCGGAGGGAUCAAACGACAGUUCCUCAAGGAGCACGAAUGUCUGUCCGAGGAAAGGCUGGAGAGGUUUCUGUCCAAAGCGCUGGAGGCCAGCAACUAUGGGGUGUCUAUUCUCAACAACGCGUCGGCCAACUGGAACUGGGACUUCACCUCGUCUUUGUUUUUCGCUAGCACUGUCUUAUCAACCACAGUGUAUCUCCUCCUCGGCCUGAUUGCCAUGCUGGUGGUGUUGGAGACCUUCUGUGAGCUGCAGCAGUUGAAGCAGCUGAGGAAGAUGUUUUAUCUGAAGAAGGAGAAGCCCCAGGACCGUCUGGCCAUCAUGGAACAUGACCAUCUGACCUUUAGCUCCAUGCCAGACGGUACCGCCAACUCACCCCAGGAGGACAAAACCGAACCCUUUGUGGACUUCCCUGUCCUAACCUCUCCAGGAGUGUAUCUCCUCCUCGGCCUGAUUGCCAUGCUGGUGGUGUUGGAGACCUUCUGUGAGCUGCAACAGUUGAAGCAGCUGAGGAAGAUGUUUUAUCUGAAGAAGGAGAAGCCCCAGGACCGUCUGGCCAUCAUGGAACAUGACCAUCUGACCUUUAGCUCCAUGCCAGACGGUACCGCCAACUCACCCCAGGAGGACAAAACCGAACCCUUUGUGGACUUCCCUGUCCUAACCUCUCCAGGAGGUGAUGACCCCAUGAUCAAAUAG
Molecule: messenger RNA, 765 nt
Organism: Sinocyclocheilus grahami
Lineage: Eukaryota; Metazoa; Chordata; Actinopteri; Cypriniformes; Cyprinidae
Product: potassium channel subfamily K member 1-like
Exons: 4
Coding region: 1-765 (254 amino acids)
Biological process (GO): potassium ion transmembrane transport
Cellular component (GO): membrane
Molecular function (GO): potassium channel activity
Source: RefSeq, a predicted model, not a curated record